Molecule: messenger RNA, 6961 nt
Organism: Polistes dominula (European paper wasp)
Lineage: Eukaryota; Metazoa; Arthropoda; Insecta; Hymenoptera; Vespidae
Gene: eag
Product: potassium voltage-gated channel protein ether a go-go
Biological process (GO): potassium ion transmembrane transport; regulation of membrane potential
Cellular component (GO): voltage-gated potassium channel complex; plasma membrane
Molecular function (GO): voltage-gated potassium channel activity
Source: RefSeq, a predicted model, not a curated record
CUCUCUCUCUCUCUCUCUCUCUUUCUGUCCUAUCUUUCUCCAAUUUUCUUCUUUUCUUAUUCUUUCAUCUUCUUAUCCCCCAUAACCAACCCCCCGUUCAUAUCUCACCUUUGUCAACCACAAAUCGUGUUGAAAGAAACUACCCCUUACUCAACCUUUAAAAAAAAGAAAAAAAAUUUUUUCUUAAUUGGAAUUUAUAAAAGAGAGACGUAUCAUCAUUGAGUGAACACAUAUACAGAUGCACACACACAGACACACAGACACUGAUGAUUUAAGAAGAAGACUACUAUAAGUGUGUUAUAUUUGAAUUUUCCUGUUUUUUUUUGGGGGGAUUUUUUUUUUUGGGAAUUUUUUUUUUUUUGUUGAAUUUCUCAUCAAGUUCUACUUAACUCCUUGUUAAUACACUUGUUCGUCAUCGUCGUCAUCAUAGUCGUCGUAGUUGUAGUCGUGUACGUGUGAACGCGUACCCGCAACCGGUCAGCGCGUGUGCACCCGACAACGAUCGAUCCUCACCACGAUAGAGAUCCAGAGAGAAGAGAAAACGCGAUGGACGGAACCACCCUUCAACUAGACGACACAAACGCCAGAUAAGAAGCAACCAAAACAGGAUCAAAAUCACUGACUUAUUUUUUUUUUUCUUUUCUUUCCUUUCCUUUUCUUUCCUUUCCUUUCCUUAUCCCUUUAACUUUCCUUUCUUUUUCUAAUUCCUUUUUCUAUUAUCUUUAUCCUACGGGUUGCUUCGUCGUUUCGCAACACUUUUAUCAACGAUUCCAAGGAAUAAUCUUCUUAUCACGGAAAAAGGAAGAAAUAUCGAGGAUUGAGGAUUACAUGCUGAAGAUUUCAAGGAACAAACAGGAUCAAAACUACUACAACCUUAAUAAUAAAUUCAAAGAAUCCGAAAUAAAAGAAAUCUAUCGUCAAUCAUCGAGUAAGAAGAGUAGUAGAAUCAACAAAAUCGUUACGAUGUGAUCGAUCAAAGUUAAAAGACAACAUUUAAAAAAAAAAAAAAAAAAGAGGGGCUUCUCCAGCCAGGUUCUUCACUGGCAAGGGAUGUCCUCCUCAGCGGGCACGAGUUGCACGGACGCCGAGGAGGACGCCGAGGAUGUGGAGAACGAGGUCGUUGAAACGAGGCCUGCUUCGUUGUUUGCCCGUUUUCCGUCGUCAUCUUCUUCACCCUCGUCAUUAUCAUCAUCGACAACAUCGUCGUUUAAAACCAAAACAAGAAGAAGAAGAAGAAAAUCAACGUCGCCGUCGUCGUCGUUGUUGUUUUUAUUUUUAUCAUCUGCAACACCAUCAUCUGCAACACCAACAGCAACAACAACAAGAAGAGGAACAACGUCAUCAUCGUUAUCAUCAUCAUCAUCAUCAUCGUCUAACUUUAAUUCAUCGUCAUCUAAUAUUAUUAUUACGUCACCAAGUUCCACGGCCAGCAUUAGCUAUAGCUCGGCCAAUCGCGUGGAAGGACUGCGGUUAGAUGGGUCAGUGCUCUUAUUUGGCACGUAUCCAUCAGCACCAACAGCAGCAGCAGCAGCACCAGCAGACCAGAGGGAAUUUACGAUCGUAUCCUAAAAGAAAACUUGAUUCUUGGCUCACCUAUUUAUACUGUUACUAUAAAAACAAAAACAACAACAACAACUGGAACAACUGGAACAACAAGUAUUAUUGCGACUACUACAACUACUACAAGUGCUACUACUAUUUCAUCAUUAUUAUCUUGUUCAAUCAAUUUGUUGAUUCCUCAAACUAUUCCUUGCUUAUCCGAUCGAUCUUUGUCCUAGUCAUCGAUGUGACUACUUUGUUAGUCAUCUUGGUCAAUAAAAGUGGGCCAAAGGUCAUCGUCCUUCUAUCGAUCAAUCUCUCCUCCCUUCUAUUCUUUUCUCUUUCUACUUCAUCUUAUUGGUCUAUCUUAAAUCUUUGUAUUAUUACUACUACUACUACUACUACUAUUUCAUCGUUAAAAAGAAAUAAGAGACUACUAUUAAAAGUAAGAAAACUUUCGUAUUUCUUAUCUGCCAACACUGCGAUGUCGCGUGGGAGGGAAACUAUCUUCAGGUGACGAAAGAAGCGUCACGUUAUCCUUUUAUUAUUUUUCUUUUUCUUCCUCUUCCUCAUCCUAUUCCUCAUCCUAUUUAUCCUUAUCUUAUUCCUUAUCCAAUCCCUUAUCAUAUUCAAUAAGCAUAAUAUUCGUGUAUAUAAUAAUAAUAAUAAUAAUAAUAAUAAUACGAUUUGGGAGUAUCGAUGAUUCGGCCAGCGGCGAUGACGAUAACCUUGACGAUGAUGAUGACGAUGAUGAUGAUAAUGAUAAUGUUGUCGUCAAUGAUUAUACCGAUUAUUAUGACGAUGAUGAUGAUGAUGAUGAUGAUGCUGAUGGUGAUGACGACGACGAUGGAUUCUCGUUUUUGGAUAUCGCGAGUGUGCCAGUAGUAGUGGUGACGUGUGUGAACAAAGAAGGAAAAGGGUGAAAAAGGGUGACAAGAAAAAGGAGGGUGACAAAGAGAGAGAGAGAGAGAGAGGGGAAGAGAGGAAGGAAGAAAAACACAAAAAGGGAGGCAGGAAGGAAAGAAGGAAGGAAGGAAGGAAGGGAACACAAAAAAGGGCUGCUGCAAUGCGGUGCUCAAGGUACCGGCUCGAGUUCCUCCUCGUCCUCGUCGUCGUCGUCGUUGUCGUCGUCGUUGUUGUCAUCCUCUUGGUCCUCCUCCUCCUCCUCUUCGUCCUCCUCGUUAUCGCAGAACCAACGAGCUCCUCCUGAUAGUCAUCUCAAGUCAACGACCACGGUUCAGGAUCGUUCAACGAAGAAAGAAGGAUGCCAGGGGGCCGUAGGGGCCUGGUAGCCCCCCAAAAUACGUUCCUUGAGAACAUCAUCAGACGUAGCAACAGUCAACCUGACAGCAGCUUCUUAUUGGCAAAUGCACAGAUCGUCGACUUCCCGAUCGUCUAUUGCAACGAAACCUUUUGCAAGAUCUCUGGUUACAAUCGUGCCGAGGUUAUGCAAAAGUCAUGCCGAUGUGGAUUCAUGUACGGGGAAUUAACGAACAAGGAUACGAUUUCAAGGAUAGAAGAAUGUCUCGAGGGCCAAAUUCACGACCAAUUCGAGAUUCUGCUCUACAAGAAGAACAGUACCCCACGAGAAACACCACUAUGGCUACUACUACAAAUAGCACCGAUCAAAAACGAACGAGACUUGGUUGUCCUGUUCCUGUUAACCUUCCGGGACAUCACAGCUUUAAAGCAACCCAUAGAGACGGACGACAGCAAGGGUGGUCUAUCAAAAUUUGCCAAACUCGCAAGAUCGGUGACAAGAUCAAGAUCGGUUCUUGUUUCACAGUUCAGCUCCCACCUUCCGGCUCUGAAGGAUACUGCUUUACCAACCACGACCAAACAAUCGCAUCUAGCUCAUAUGAUGUCCUUAAGUGGAGAUGUAAUGCCACAGUACAGACAGGAAGCACCAAAGACUCCACCACAUAUUUUAUUACACUAUUGUGCGUUCAAAGCGAUCUGGGAUUGGAUUAUUUUGUGCUUGACAUUUUACACAGCUAUUAUGGUUCCGUACAAUGUUGCCUUUAAAAAUAAAACCAGCGAGGAUGUUUCACUUUUGGUACUCGACAGUAUAGUCGAUGUCAUAUUCUUUAUAGAUAUAGUAUUAAAUUUUCAUACUACGUUCGUUGGGGCUGGUGGUGAAGUUGUGUCCGACCCAAAAGUAAUCAGGAUGAAUUAUUUAAAAUCUUGGUUCAUCAUCGAUCUAUUGAGCUGCCUACCUUACGACGUGUUCAACGCAUUCGAUCACGAUGAGGAUGGUAUAGGUAGUCUUUUCUCAGCUUUGAAAGUCGUCCGUUUACUUCGUCUUGGAAGAGUCGUUCGCAAACUCGAUCGGUAUCUGGAGUAUGGAGCCGCCAUGCUCAUUCUACUCCUCUGUUUCUACAUGUUGGUUGCUCACUGGCUAGCCUGUAUCUGGUACGUCACAUUAAGGUAUUCGAUAGGAAGAUCGGAUGCUGACAAUGGAGUUCAAUAUUCAUGGCUGUGGAAAUUGGCCAAUGUUACCCAGACACCAUACAACUACUUGUGGACCAAUACCAGCACUGCACCAGAACUAGUAGCUGGACCAUCACGCUACACGAUGUAUGUAACUGCUCUGUAUUUCACGAUGACUUGCAUGACUUCCGUCGGCUUUGGAAACGUUGCAGCAGAAACAGAUAAUGAGAAGAUCUUUACUAUCUGCAUGAUGAUCAUUGCCGCCUUGCUGUAUGCUACGAUAUUUGGUCACGUUACCACCAUAAUUCAACAAAUGACGGCAUCCACCGCCAAAUAUCAUGACAUGCUAAACAACGUCCGGGAAUUCAUGAGACUCCAUGAAGUACCUAAGGCACUUAGCGAACGUGUCAUGGAUUAUGUAAUAAGUACAUGGGCAAUGACCAAAGGCCUAGAUACAGACAAGGUGCUUAACUACUGCCCCAAAGAUAUGAAAGCCGAUAUUUGCGUACAUCUUAAUCGGAAAGUUUUCAAUGAACAUCCUGCUUUCAGGUUGGCAUCCGAUGGAUGCUUACGUGCUUUAGCAAUGCAUUUUACAAUGUCGCACAGUGCACCUGGUGAUCUGCUCUAUCACACAGGUGAAUCUAUCGACUCGCUGUGCUUCAUCGUCACCGGAAGCCUAGAAGUGAUACAAGACGAUGAGGUAGUAGCAAUACUUGGAAAAGGGGAUGUCUUUGGAGACAGCUUUUGGACGAACCCAACGAUUGGACAGAGUGCAGCUAACGUUAGAGCACUUACUUAUUGUGAUCUUCAUACCAUUAAGCGUGAUCGACUGUUAGAAGUUUUGGAUUUUUAUCAAGCCUUCGCAAAUUCCUUCGCCAGAAAUCUUGUAUUAACGUACAAUCUAAGCAAUCGGCUGAUCUUUCGAAAAGUGGCCGACGUACGUCGUGAAAAGGAGCUUGCUGAAAGACGAAAAAAUGAGCCACAGUUGGAUCAAGCACAGGAUCAUUUAGUUCGCAAAAUUUUUUCGAGGUUCAAGACCGAAGGAGAAGCCCAAAUCAGCGUGUCCAAAGUCGUUUCAACACGGUCCCAACAGGAUUCAGAUGAGGAACUCACCGUGAACGUCCUGCCGCCCUGGCCCAGUUUUAGGUUUCGUAGAGAGAGACAUACGGCAGACGUUGAGAAAGGGGACAGUAAGGAUGGGAAAGAUGGCGAAUCAUCGCAUUCGAGAAAACCGUCCACCGAUGAGAAUGUCGCUGCCAAACCUCGAACCGGCAAAUGGGGAAGAUUGUUAGGUAGUUCCAGUUUGGACUCUGGUAGUGAAACAGGUACGGUUGGUGACACGUUCAAGAGAUCAUUAAGUGCACGAGACUCACGUCCAAGUUCUAGUACCGGUACGAACAAGGUCUUUCCAAAAUUCGGAAAGUUAGGUGGUACGAUAGAAGAAACAGGUGGAGGAGACAAUGCUGAUAAAGAUGGACAACAACAGCAACAGCAACAACAACAACAACAACCACAACAACCAUCUCAAAAUCUUACGGUUGAUUCGAAACAAUUACAAUUACGACGUUUGGAAAGUUACGAUGGUGGUUUGAUAUCGACUCAGCCUAGUCACGAUCGUGAAAUUCUUGCUGCAGUAUUGGAAGUGAAGGUUGAUUUAAAGCUCGAAGUGCAAAGAGUGAAUCAAAGGCUUGCUAAGAUGGAAGAUAUGCUGCAAACUUUGUUAAGUCGAGUUCCAUUUGCUGCAACUCCUCCAAGUGGUACAGGUAUUUCCCAACAACAACAGCAGCAACAACAACAACAACAGCAACAGCAGCAGCAACAACAACAACAACAGCAAAGACCCUCGAAUUUUCCAUCGAGUAGUUCAGCUCAAAAUCAAUUAUCUUGCCAAAUGCAAGUGAAUCAACAACAAAGUACUCCUCAAGGUAUACAAACGUCAGAACAGAAGGCAUCUACGAGUACUACUGUUACAACGCCUAGCGAAGGCUACAGAGAACAACAACAACAACAACCACAGCCUAUAGAACAACGUAGUUCAAAGAGCCAAGAACAUCAUCACCAUCAUCACCACCAUCAUCAACAGCCAAAAGAUUCGGAUAGACUGUCGGGUAGUUCCGAAUAUAAAACUUCCUCGAGAGAAGUUAGCAAAGAACUUCUCGAAAGACUUACCCAAGCAUCAACCUCAAGAGGUGACGAUUCUAGUGCACUUGGACCUUUGAUUUUAAGAAAACGAAGAAGUAAAUCGCGUAACAAGGGUGCUGCGCCUCUCGCACCUUUAGCAACCCAACCGGUUAGUCCCUCGGAGGCUACGGAAACUACACAAAUGUUAGAAUGUACUGACGAUCGCGAGGCUAGCAGUGCCAGUGCUGAAAGAACUGAGAGGACCGAAAGGACCGAUAGGUCCGAACGAAAAAGGCCACCACCCAGGCCUAGAGAAUAUUAUUGAAAGUUCUUCCGAUCUAAUCCUUAAUUCCUUCUAAUCCUAAAUCCUUUCAUCUUUCCUAUAUCCCUACUUCUUCUUCUUCUUCUUCUUCUUCAUCAUCUUCUUCUACUUCUCUUCAUUUCUUAAUUCUCGAUCUGGGUGGGAUGGUUCUUCUGUUCAAAUUAAAAUUAAUUAAUCCUUCGCGAUAAUUAAACAAUAACAAAAAAAAUAUAUAUAUAAUAAGAAAAUACACACACUCCCUUCUUUCUAAGUAACACAAUAGAAUACAAGGGGGGGGGCAAGAGAAAGGGGGAGGGGGAACUAUCAAUUAGGCCAAUAAAGUUAGCCUAAUUUCUCAUCCCCCUUAGUUCGGACUAUGUUUCGUGAUGAAUCUAAUACAAUUAUUAUAAACGUAAAAUAUAUGUAACUUCAAGGACCCGUUAAAUAUUUUUCGCUAAAUUGCUGCUUCCUCGAAGUGACAUUCAUUUUGCGCGUACACAUAUGAACGAAAUAAUAAUUAUUUCGAAUGAAAAAAAAAAAAAAAGAAAAAAUGAAAACAAAUAAAAAGGA